AUGAAGUUAGAAAUUGUUAGUUCCUUUAUUAUUGACGCCCCUACUAUUAGGAAUAUUGUUACUACUUCUACUACACCAGCUAGUUCUAGUAUUAGUAAUGAGGUAUCCAAAAUUGAAGCACCAUCCUUUGACUUGGUCUCAUUGGACAUUCCUAGUGCGACCGUAGUGUGCACUGAGAUGACACAUACAGAUGAAAGUAUUAAUAACAUUAACAAUUUAGAUAGAUCUAGAGCAGAAUCGGAACCUAAGGAAACUUUUGUACCCUGUCAAGAAGCUGCUUCUGAUAGUGGCGUUAGUGUAAUCGACAUCCCUGCUAUUACAAGUGAAUCUAGUAGUAAUGAAGCAUCAAAAAAUGAAGGAUCCUUGGACAUUAAAGAUAACAAAGAAGUGCACAUUGAUCCUGAAAUCACUCCUACAGAUAUUGAAGAUAAAGUGACUACAUCAGCAUGUUCUGGACCACCCCAGUAUGAAGCCGACGUAACUUAUGAUCCAGAAAUAGAACUACAAGAAUAUUCAGACAACUGCAGGAAAAAUCCCUGCCAUGACCAGUUUGUGCCUGUGAAAGAUUUCAGCAUUGACAAACUACCUGAGCAGUUUAGGAAAAAAUGUAUGGUAAAGUUUAUAAAAGCAAUGGCAUUUCUCACUGUAAGGAUAACAACCUUUAACGUAAGCUUACGUAGGCCAGAAACUCAUAAGGGGAGUCCAUACCCUGGUUAUAAGGACAGGGGAGAAAAUAAAAUGUGUGUUAGAUAUGGAACAGGACGAGUCCAUUCUAUCAUAAAGCAGACUGAAGAAGGUGAUAAGAAAUGUCCAUGUGAAUCUUGUAAAAACUCAGAGUCUCAUCAUAAAAUAUGGGGUCUGAUAACAGUUUAUACAGCAGCUCAUGUUGUGUUUGAUAGUGAUGAAGCCAAACAGGCAAUGUUCAGAUGGGGAUAUGACAGUGAUGAGGUUAGAUCCUGGGUUGAUUUUCCUGGGCUGGUAGCAAAUUCUGACAUAGACGGAGACACAUCAAAGGUCACUUGCUAUACACAUGAUGUGGAGUUGAUUGACAAGUUACUGAACAUGACAAUUCGCUACAGAAUUUGUCGGGAGAAGGUGAUCAAAGAGAUGCAGGCAGGGAGUGAACUCGUGAAGCUGGUGGUGCUAGUGUCUCACCCUCACGGCUGUCCCAAACACAUUUCUAUUGGUGAAUGGACGGAGCAGAUGAGUGAAAUCAAACACACAUAUACACAAGUAUGUGGUUCUGAUGGUGAUUCAGAGUAUAAUUCUGAUAAUGCUGAUUAUGAAGAUUAUGAUCCUUGUAAUGAAUCUGAUCAAGAAGACCUUGAUGAUUACUGUAAUGAAUCUGAACAAGAAGACCUUGAUGAUUCCUGUAAUGAAUCUGAUCAAGAAAACUUUGAUGAUUCUUGUAAUGAAUCUGAUCAAGAAGACCUUGAUGAUUCCUGUAAUGAAUCUGAUCAAGAAAACUUUGAUGAUCCUUGUAAUGAAUCUGAUCAAGAAAACUUUGAUGAUCCUUGUAAUGAAUCUGAUCAAGAAGACCUUGAUGAUUCCUGUAAUGAAUCUGAUCAAGAAAACUUUGAUAAUCCUUGUAAUGAAUCUGAUCAAGAAAACUUUGAUGAUUCCUGUAAUGAAUCUGAUCAAGAAAACUUUGAUGAUCCUUGUAAUGAAUCUGAUCAAGAAAACUUUGAUGAUUCCUGUAAUGAAUCUUAUCAAGAAGACCUUGAUGAUUCCUGUAAUGAAUCUGAUCAAGAAAACUUUGAUGAUCCUUGUAAUGAAUCUGAUCAAGAAAACUUUGAUGAUCCUUGUAAUGAAUCUGAUCAAGAAAACUUUGAUGAUCCUUGUAAUGAAUCUGAUCAAGAAGACCGUGAUGAUUCCUGUAAUGAAUCUGAUCAAGAAGACUUUGAUGAUUCCUGUAAUGAAUCUGAUCAAGAAAACUUUGAUGAUUCCUGUAAUGAAUCUGAUCAAGAAAACUUUGAUGAUUCCUGUAAUGAAUCUGAUCAAGAAGACUUUUAUGAUCCUUAUGAUGAGAAUGAUCUUGAAGACUUCUAUGACGAUGAUUAUGAUGAUAAUUACACUAUUGUAAAUUCUGAAACGCUAAUCAAAUACAAAUUUAAUGCAUGCACAUGUCCUGGCAGUAGUGGUGCCACUGUUUUCAUGUAUGGAUCACAUGACUUGUCAUGUGACUUCCCUCACAGUGGAGGGAACACAGACAGUAACUACACCGGUUAUGCCUUUCCUAAAGAAUAA
Messenger RNA from Physella acuta, 2247 nucleotides. RefSeq lists its product as uncharacterized. The record is from RefSeq and is a predicted model, not a curated record. NCBI's taxonomy places the organism in Eukaryota, Metazoa, Mollusca, Gastropoda, Physidae.